AUGUUUGUCGGUUCGCCUCAUGUUUGGAGAGAAUGGAAAAAUGUGAUGAGGUCAUUUGAAGAAUUAGUAGAACAAUAUGAUGCCGAAGCGCUUCAAUUAGACGAAUCUUCCCUGGCUAGCCUUGAGGCGAAUAUCACUAGAUCUCUAUGUAUCGUAAUCGCUUGUAAACCGCUCCUGGCUCGAUCGCUGAUGAGUCCUUGGUUACGAGUAGUAGGACUAUCCCAACCGAAUAUCCAGUAUCUGGAAUCGACUGGUGUUAUCGAUCUCAAUGUGCUUUUUACCAAAGUCGAGAAAGACCGAACCGAAGGCAAACUCAUUGUUGAUCGCCAUCCGAAUGACUAA
Molecule: messenger RNA, 342 nt
Organism: Strongylus vulgaris
Lineage: Eukaryota; Metazoa; Nematoda; Chromadorea; Rhabditida; Strongylidae
Source: the annotation of a GenBank genome assembly